Messenger RNA from Pelagomonas calceolata, 1257 nucleotides. Lineage: Eukaryota; Pelagophyceae; Pelagomonadales; Pelagomonadaceae. The record is from the annotation of a GenBank genome assembly.
AUGCCGAAAAAACACAAGGCUCCCUGGGGAUUCAAUGGCUACGGCGCGUGGAACCGCAGGCAUGCGGUGCGAAGUGCUCUCCGCCUGCCGGUGCCGCCCGGCGAGUUCCGCCAUCCCGAUUUCGCCGCGGCGUUCGCGAAAGCGGACCGUGAUGCCGCCAAGCAGCGCGUGUCGCCCGCGCCCGCCACCGAGGAGACUGCUCCAAAGGUGGCGGCUCCCGGCGGCGCGGACGGGCCGGACCUGCGGAGCCGCGAGACGCUCGACGCGAGCGUUUUUCACAACGCGGACAUCCUGGCGCCGUACACGGUGGCCAUAGAGGGCGAAGCUUCGGUGUUCUCCUUCGGGACGCUAGAAGACGUAUGGUUUCGUCUCGUCCACGAGUUGAGUUGGUCAAAAUUAAUCGUGGGCGAGCUCCUGUCGGAAAUGCUCGUGAUCUUACUCUGCGGGUCGCUGCUCACGCUGGCGCAGGUCAUCGAAGAGCAAAACGUCCGCUUCCGGGACAACGUCAUCCUCGCGCUGACGACGGUCCGGCUGAGCACGGAUAAGAUUUUUGGCUGGCAGCCGACGAAAGCUUCAACGCCGCUCGAGAUCACCGUGCUGGCGAUCUACGGCUGGAUUCACUGGCUACUUUUGAGUGUCGCCUCGGCGCUGAUCGUCGCGCGCGCGCUCCGGCCGGCGCGCUCGGGCAUCUUCAGUCCGGACAGCGUGGUCAACGACGACAGCCUGCAAGUGCGCUUCAUGGUGCUGCGCAACUCGAACCAGUCGAGCAUGGGCUUCCUCUACAACAUGGAGUUCACGAUGCAAGGCAUGACGUCGAGCGGGCAGACCGUAGAUCUGCCUCUUGUGCGGUCCCGCUAUGCGACGUGGCGGAACCAAUGCAAUAUCAUCACGCUACGGCACAGCGUGAAGGACGCGGCCUCGCCGUUCAACGCGGGCUAUCCGGGCGGAGCGCAAAAGGUCGAGACCGUGUUUGUCACUCUCGCCGCGUUAGAUAUUGAUGGGAACCAGGUGAUGCUGUCGGCGGUCUACUACGACCCGACGCUGCUGUCCAGCGCGAUUGAAAGAAGAGCGCGACCGUUCUCGCGGAUCCUUCGGAACCAUCGAUACGUCGACAUGUAUCGCGUCGCGCGCCACCCGGCGACGGGAGCGAUGGCGACGAAGGAACCCAAGUACGUCUGCAACCUGGACAAUUUCAUCAAGACGCGGCCCAUCCAGGAGGGCGAGCCGGGGUUCAUCGAGAGCGCGCCUGACGCCUAG